ACGACAAGGACUUUGACAACAGCCGUGCCCGGCCACCUGACACGAUCCUGCCAAGGGAAGCGGUUGUGCCGUUAUCUUUUGAUCGAUUCCGAACGGCCAGACAGCCGAUGGAGAAUGCUGGAGAAUGCUGCAGUGUUACUUCAGGUAAGCGGCCUGACAGCCGAUGGAGAAUGCUGCAGUGUUACUUCAGCAUCAAUGGAAAGACCACCUCCCAAUGGAAGGAAGAGGGUCGGUGCGAUGGGGCAUGCUUGAGGAGGGCUGAAGAUGCACGAUCGUGGCGUGACAGACGUCUGGGGAUGGAUUCGGACGCGAGCAAGAUGUGUGCCGCAUUUAGGGAAGAGCAUCCGGGAGACCAGUGUGAAGCAGAGCCAAGAACACCGCAGAGAGCCCAGCGUGACGAAGACCCCACUAUGCAGAGGUUUGAACAUGAUCCCAGUUUGAACACGACAAAGACUUGGACAACAGCCGUGCCUGGCCACCUGACACGAUCCUGCCAAGGGAAGCGGUUGUGCCGUUAUCUUUUGAUUGAUUCCGAACGGCCAGACAGCCGAUGGAGAAUGCUGCAGUGUUACUUCAGUAUUCCCAAAAAAUGGGUAACACCAGAACAGGGGAACCACUCGGCUCGAACUGCUGGAAAUGGCACAGAAGUGGAAGUCCUCGUCCGGAACCGGCAUCGCCACGUCCAGGUCACAGGAUAUUCAUCACCACGACCAGGGCGUCGCUCGAACUGCUGGAAAUGACACUCUCAAGGAUGUGCAUUGUAACUGGAGGUUGCAAAGAGUUUGCACCACCACACCCAGUCAUGGAUGGAAACAGAAUUUAUGAGAUGACGAGGUCAAGGAGAAGUGAGUUAGCCUUUAGGGCUGAGUGUAAGAGGCUAAAACGGCCAGCUGACAUGACCUUCCAAAGGAAAGCAAAAUUUGUGCCAUUCGAGCCUCCGAUUGAUCACCUCUACAUCCACCCAGUAGAUGUUGCAGUAUGUUAUAACAACAAAGAUAUCCAAUACAUUUCCAACUUUAAAAAUUCUAAAGUUGCCCACAGACGUGCACGGAUAAUGAAAGUCUUGUACAUCCAGGGGACGGCAGAGGUAUCCAGGGGCUCGGUACGCAUACCAAUCCUGGAACAGACUCUCUAUCUAACUGUGUGAAGCUUUCGCUCGGACUGUGAAUAUCUCGAUAACACACGUGUUUAUAUGCAUAGACGUUUUCAUCGCGUAUCGUAUUCUUAAACGCAAACACAAUUCUUAGUUCAGAUUGAAUCGCAAAGCAAGGAUUCGCGAAAGCCACGGACCAUCGCUAGACUAUUUUAUUGCCUUCGCUCAGAUCGAACUGUUGAAAAUGGAUUUGGACAAGAUGCGUACCUCUAACCCCUUCAUUUGACGAGACGUGAUACCAAUCUCACAGGCACUGGAUGACGGCAUGCUUCAGGAAUCUCUUUACGACUGAUGCCAUGUGACGACGGGGGCACAUCUUGAGGCAAGAUGACACAAUGGAUGUGGAACCCUCGGCCCCUGAACGAUUGUCGCUAUGGGAGUCAUUAGCAACAGACUUUCUCUGGUGUAGUAUUGUAUAUUCGCUACCUGUAGGCCUCUGCAGAAGGAUACGUUGUAUUUUAUCGAAAUAUCUGAUUGAAAGGUGGUUUCAUUGCAAAUCUCAAUAUCAUCCGAUGGCAAAAAGCCUCGUUCCAUUUUGUGGCCGUGACAAAAUGUCGGAACACACUUGGAACGUCUUUAAAAGACUUUCCAUCAGUCAUCGUCGGUCACUCCUCCUAGAUGAUUGUUGAUUAAGAACCAGAACCAGAUCCAAAUAAGUCAAGGUUCUGAUGUACCAGGUCAAAAUUUACUAUCGAGCUGUUAAAAGUUACUUCAUUUUUCUCCAAAAUCACCAAAUUGAUCAGAUAUUUCAAUUUUCCCAUCGAAUGAGACAUGGGGUCCACGUGAUUCUGGUUGGUUCGACCCCAGCCAACCAGAACAUGUGUUGUCUUUGAUGGAACCGUAGGCCUUAUGAACUUUCUCGAUCCAUUCAGUACCACGAAUACCUGAAUACACGAAUGCGUUUAUUCCAAUCAGCUUCCGAUACCUGAUAGUGCCGGUCUCCAUUUGGGACAGAUAUGAAAUUGGCAAACUCUAGCCUCCAUUUUAUACAAGUAUCUUAAAUUUCCUUAAACACGGUAAUUAUCCGGGUGCCUUUCAUUCUUGGUUUCAUCAAUGAUAUGAUAACAAAGGUUACCCCCAAGACCAAAACAAAUGCAAAAGAAUCGGGCAAAUUCAUUUCCAAAUUUUGAGAUUUCGUUGAAAUAUUUUGUUGAUUGAAAUUUUUCCAAAAUAUUCCAAAUUGAUGCUGGUUCCUGACCUUGCGGUCAAGUGGAAGAGGAGCUCAGUCUUUUCAUGAUAAUUAGUCCAGAAAGAUUCAUCUUGUUUCUUUCUGUGAGUUAUAAAGAUAACAAUUGCCCCAUCAAGAAGUUUCCUGUGGUACAGAAUGGGUCAAGCAAGCUGUCGCCAACAUCAACGUUAAUGUCUGACGUUUUAUGUAUUAAUUUGUUAUGUUUGUUUAAUGAUACAAUAUGUGAAAUUUACAUAUGAAAGCCAUAAUACAUGUAAAGGUGAAUUCAAAAAGUUACUUCUAUUGUUAAACUCGUCCAAAGCAACCGCUUUUGUCAUGCAAAUGAGAAGACUGAUCUGAACGCCUGCUCUAGAGGGGCCCCUUUUGUCAUGCAAAUGAGAUCACAGCACGGUCCUGUUGAUCAUGACGAAAUUGGUUCUUUUGUUAUUUAAAUAACCCACUAACCGAUGUCGUGCUGUUUCGGAUCAAUGAGGUCAAGGUUUGUGACCUGAAUACACCACAGUAGUUCACCUUACUUGCAUUUACAAUGGUUGUCGCUGCAUGCGACUCAGUUUUUGAUCAGGAAAAACAUAAAUUAUGUAGAUAUUCUAGUGGAAAAUGGUUUCCCAAACAAAAUGAACAUAAACAUAAGAUGUUUUCAACCGGACUGUGCGAGACAGCAUGUAUAACAAUGUGUCCCAAAAGUGUUGCAUGUAUCAAUGGCUCUUUGCAUUAUUUUAGAAAUUUUGAAUUUCACACUGUUUAUUGAGUUGUUCCUCGGAGUUGUCUUUUGUCUCUAUCAAACUGGCUUUGCAGGCAAGUUCCUCAUAAAGCCAAAUGUCGUUCCAAAUGAUGGGUUGCGGGUUUCCCCUGCCUUGUACCUACAUUCUAAAUUGCCCUCAUACUCUUUGCUCAGUUAUAGAAGUGUGAGGCGCCGUCCACUCAAAAAUGUAAAUAGUUUUUGUUCAGAAUAUGCUUGCAUAUUAUCGCUGUUUUGGAGAAUGAAUUGCCCUGCGGUGUCAUUGUUUUGAUAUUGUUCUGUAAAAUCUUGAUAAAUUCUUGGAAUGUACAGAUUGAUAUAAAAAAUUCA
Messenger RNA from Lineus longissimus, 3411 nucleotides. RefSeq lists its product as uncharacterized. The coding region runs from base 108 to 740 and encodes 210 amino acids. NCBI's taxonomy places the organism in Eukaryota, Metazoa, Nemertea, Pilidiophora, Heteronemertea, Lineidae. The transcript is spliced from 9 exons. The record is from RefSeq and is a predicted model, not a curated record.